AUGUCAGAAUACGGAGACAAAGACCGCCAUCACGUCACUUGUGAAACCUUUACCUCACUGAUCCAGCUCAUCGUCUUUCAGCUGGGAACAGAGGCAGACCCCAUGGUACCCUACACGUCGUCUCAGCUCGCAUGGCAGGUCGUGUUCCGGCUUACAGACGACUGGAUCGCUCACCCACAGGUCCUGGGAUUGCGGCCCGUGUCCACCAUUCGGUUUGACGAAAUUGCCAGAGACGCCUCUCAUUUGGAUCACCACAACCCACGGAUAAAUCCGCCGCGCUUCGAGUACCUGAGCAAGUUGUUGAUCAAUCUUUGGAACUCGUCCUACGAAAAACCCGACAGACAACGAGUCCUGAGCAGCUUAGAGCCGCUUGGCAAGGCUCUGCAGGACUUUUUCAGCAGCAGCAGCAGCAGCAGCAGAAACAGCAGUGCCGAACCUCUGCCCGAAGUCUGGAAUGUCAUCAACUGGUGGCUUCUGCCCCCGCAUGACGAGCACAUGUUCCGACCCGCCCCCUUGAUUCCUUGGGACGAGUGCCUGGCUCAUUUAAAGUACCUCGAGGGUCGUCUGCGCGCGAGCCGACACAUCUUGGAUGUGGAAAAGGCAAACUUGGUCAGGAUGUGGCUGCUCGAGGAUGACAGUGUGAGAAUGCAGCGGGAGCAGUCGAGGCAGCAGCUGAAGCAAUAUGAUCAGUGGUUCCAGACGCAACAGUACAAGCCAGAGCAGCAGCGGCGGCGGCGGUAG
Molecule: messenger RNA, 741 nt
Organism: Pestalotiopsis fici W106-1
Lineage: Eukaryota; Fungi; Ascomycota; Sordariomycetes; Amphisphaeriales; Sporocadaceae
Exons: 3
Coding region: 1-741 (246 amino acids)
Source: RefSeq, a predicted model, not a curated record